AUGAUAGUAUUUCGCGGGUUGAGGCCCGGCGUGCGAGCAGGAAGGUCUGCGAUCCCCAAGCUACAAAGAUGUCAGUCAUCUUUCACAUUCUCUACUAAUAAACUGUUGAUGCAAAAGGAGCAGUUGAAGGACGAGAAACGGAAAAACCGAAGAGGCGAGGCGAAAGGCGAGGAGCUGGCCGCAGAAAAAGACGGCAAGAAGCGCAUGGCCUCAGAACUGCGCGGCAAACAGAGGAAAACUGACUUUUCGUGGCUUCCCAAGGCACCAUCUACUGACCACUUGAAGCACCGCGAUGUGAGCACGACGCUGCUGUAUUCCGGAUAUAGGCCCUUCGUGCUGAACUCUUCAGAGCAAAAGCAGACGGAUAGUACACUGUACGAGUUUGCGAUGAAGCUAGAGGCGCUAGGCGAUCCGCUUCCUUGGAUCUCUUCAGCCACCGGGACCGAGUUUUACGGCGAGUGGGACAACAUCCCCGCGGACGUGAUCAAGAAACUGAGACCUUUUCAGCCCCCUACGGAUGACCCGGCAGCCAAGGACAAGGAGGCACUGAAGCUCCUGCAGAAGGAGAUAGUGCAAAAAGAGAAGGACAAGCUGAUAAAUAGAGCUAAGGGUCGGAAAAAGCCGAUUCUGAAGCUCCUGCAGCUAAGCAAGAAAAUAGGAAGCGAGAACGGGAACUAA
Lachancea thermotolerans CBS 6340 is the source of this 678-nucleotide messenger RNA. It is a transcript of the gene PET20, whose product is annotated as Pet20p. Gene Ontology annotation, cellular component: mitochondrion. Bases 1 to 678 code for a protein of 225 amino acids. The record is from RefSeq and is a predicted model, not a curated record. The transcript has a single exon. NCBI's taxonomy places the organism in Eukaryota, Fungi, Ascomycota, Saccharomycetes, Saccharomycetales, Saccharomycetaceae.